CUUUUCGAAGAUACCAACUUGGCUGCUAUCCAUGCCAAGCGUGUCACCAUCCAGCCCAAGGACAUCCAUUUGGCUCGCCGUCUCCGUGGAGAGCGCACCUAAAUGGUCUCAUGCUUUUUAGUUUUUCUCUUUUCAAUUGUCUUUAUAAUCCCAUUCUCUGUAACAUUAAUCCUCCACCACUGUAGUCUUUUUUCUUUUUGUUGUGGAUGUGUUAUUGCUUGUACAAAGCUGAAGACAUGUUCGGCAGAAAUUAUAACACGAAAAAUAAAGCAUAGCAUUCAUUCACCCCAACAGCGAUUGCAUUGCCGCUAUGUCAGUUAAAAGGAAAGGCAAGGAGA
This is a messenger RNA of Gamsiella multidivaricata, 338 nucleotides long. RefSeq lists its product as uncharacterized. The coding region runs from base 103 to 321 and encodes 72 amino acids. NCBI's taxonomy places the organism in Eukaryota, Fungi, Mortierellomycota, Mortierellomycetes, Mortierellales, Mortierellaceae. The record is from RefSeq and is a predicted model, not a curated record. The transcript has a single exon.